Messenger RNA from Gorilla gorilla gorilla (western lowland gorilla), 7344 nucleotides. It is a transcript of the gene TPCN2, whose product is annotated as two pore segment channel 2. The record is from RefSeq and is a predicted model, not a curated record. Gene Ontology annotation, biological process: transmembrane transport; endocytosis involved in viral entry into host cell; monoatomic ion transport. Gene Ontology annotation, molecular function: voltage-gated channel activity; intracellularly phosphatidylinositol-3,5-bisphosphate-gated monatomic cation channel activity; ligand-gated sodium channel activity. The transcript is spliced from 25 exons. The coding region runs from base 3850 to 6003 and encodes 717 amino acids. Gene Ontology annotation, cellular component: lysosomal membrane. Lineage: Eukaryota; Metazoa; Chordata; Mammalia; Primates; Hominidae.
AACUAGGUUGGAAUCCUGGUGCCCACCCGCUGGUCUGUGGCAUGUGCCCAUCCAUGAAGUAAUGAGGGGCCAAGGAGGGGACCCUGACGAGAGAUGAAAAACCAGAGGCCAAGGUGGCCACCCUGUCUGCUCACCUCAGAAGCUGCCUCCAGGAAGUUCUUCAGGUGCUUCCUGGGACCAGUCAGGAACCAGAUCUGCAGGGAGCAGCUCUGGCAGGCCCCUUGAUGAGACGCCCAGCAUAUGGCACCGUUCAGGGAACACAGACUUUGUGUCUAGGGGUCUGGGUGCCUUUCUGGGGCUGCCCUGGCUGUGUGACCUUGGCAGGUUGCUUAACCUUUCUGUUUCUUUUUUGAGAUGGAGUAUCACUCUGUCACCCAGGCUGGAGUGCAGUGGCGUUGAUCUCGGCUCACUGCAACCUCUACCUGCUGGGUUGAAGCGAUUCUCCCGCCUCAGCCUCCCGAGUAGCUGGGACUGCAGGCGCCCACCACCACACUUGGCUAAUUUUUGUAUUUUUAGUAGAGAUGGGGUUUCACCGUGUUGGCCAGGGUGGUCUCAAACUCCUGACCUCAGGUGAUCUGCCUGCCUCGGCCUCCCAAAGUGGUGGGAUUACAGGCGUGAGCCACUGUGCCUGGCCAUGCUUCACCUUUCCGAAUCUCAGUAAAAGGGAGAUAAUACUAAGGACUGCCUGGCGGGCAUUGUGAGGAUUCAGAGAGAAUCCAGAGUUUGUCCUCAGCACAGGGCCCGGUGGGCUGGUGUGGGGGCCAGUGGCUGUCCUGGGUAAGCUCUGUGAUCAUUGCAGGUCCUCCCUGGCAGGUGAGACCCACUCUGCUGGUCAGUGUGGCUGACAAGAGGAGGCUCUCGGGGAGCGCUCUUUGUCCCUUUGCUGUGGCCUCAGCCAGGGCUUCUGAGAACGUGGACAGGACGCUCUGUGUUCCGAAUCCCCUUGGCCAGGGUCCCCGACAAGGACUGGCAGACUGUGGAGCCGUGGAGACUCCGAAAGGCUCGUUCAGUCUCUGUGCUGAGGCCUGUGCCAGGCUUUGAAAUGAAGGCCCUGUGCUCUGGUUUGCAAGUCCUGUGGUUGGUCUCUUGCCAACGGGUUGUGGGGGGGGGGGCUGCUGCUCUGGGUGCCCCAAGGACCCCAGUGGACCCUGCUGUCGGGUCGUUUUGACUUGGCCCCACCUGAUGGGGCUGGGGUCAAAGGUUGAGAACAGUUGCUUUCUCUUGUUUCUGAGUCAGAAAAUCACACUUUUACUGGUUAUCAAACAAGUCAGAGGACAAGGGAUUGCGAUGCUGUAGAGGCUUUCAGAGUAACUGAAUGCUUAUGAAGGGCUCACUUAGCAAAGUACUCUGGCUAUAGUAAGUCAUUCAGUCUGUACUUAGCUCCUAUUGGGUGGGGGUCCAUGAGGACCUGGAGCACCGAGAGGUUAAGGGACUUGCCCAGGGUCACACAGGAUGAUGGUCAGGACCCUACACAGGUUGUGCAGCCUGGAGCCUGGAGCAAUAGGGGAGCGGGAGCUCAGACCUGGAUGUUGCGGGGCAGAGGCUUGGAUUAGGAAGCCGUGUCGAGGCCUGGUGUGCCGGAUGCAGCAUCUCAGCCCCUGCUGUCCUCUGUGCCCUGCAGAACCCUUCAGCCCCAGUGGGUGAUGGUGUGUGGACAGGUGAUUGUCCCCCAGGGUGAUGAGCUCAGGGCGGGGCGAGCUGCCCCAGGGGAGUCCCUGGACCCACAAAUUGGGGGAUGGUGCUCCUGGCAGAAACAGCAGCCUGAGUAAAGGGUUGGAGGCUUUGGAGAGCAUGGCCUUGGCAGAGCCCAGUUCGGAAUGAGUGGCACCGAGGGUUGAAAGGCAGGAGAGAGGCGGGCCGGCAAAUGUGGGAACCUGCAGUGCCAGACCAGGGUGGAGUGUGGGCCUGGAAUAGUGGGGGCCCAGGGGAAGCUGUGAUGUGCUUCUGAGUUUUUGGAACAAGAUCCUUGGGCUGUUGCAGGGUGAAACAGAGGAUGGCCAGACCCAGAAUUUUCCAAACCAGCAACCAAAAAGCCAGGUGAAAGGGAACCACGAGUGCUGGAUGGUUCCAGGGGUGCCCACCACUGUUGGCCCGGGAUGGCUGGCCUGGGUGGAUGUGAGUACUUUCCUUGGUCCUGGGGCUGGAGUGAGGCCCGGAACUUGGCCGCUUGUCUCUUGUCUAAGAAGCUUGUAUCACUAGAUCUCUCCCGGUAGAGAUUCUGUCUUCUUCCAGGGAAUCUGGUAAGGUGGGGCCUCUCAGAUCACCGGCCCCCCAGGCUCCCCUCAGGGCUGUUCAUUUAUUCAUGGGAUAAAUCAGCUUUGAGUCCUGUGUGCUUGAGUUCUGGGCUCUGCAGAUACAGCAGGGAACAAAACAGUGUGGCUUCUGUUCAUAGCGAUCCCAGGAUGUGCUCAGGGGACAUAAACAGUAGCCACUUUCAGAGCUUCCCUGGGGAGACAUUCGGGUGUCCUCAGGGUGGGUCUCGUGGCUGUGCAUGUGGGCACCAAAGCCACAGGGAGGGAAGGCUCUUGCUCCCGGCAGUGCAGCAGGGCCGGGCAGAGCGAGGGUGGGGUCCGGUCUCCUGCCUCUGUCUGGGGCCCCUCACACCUCUAAUCCGUCCAGGGCCCAGCUGCCUCUACCUCAUGCCCCCAAGUAGGAGCCCCGAGGACAGGGGCAGCUGCCUCCCUAAGGAUGGCCAGUGGCAUGGGUGGGUCAUGGCCUGGAGCUCUGCCUGGGGACCAGCACCUCCCGAGGCCUCUGCUGCUGCCUCCCAUGUCACCACAUUGUCUUGGUGCAGCUGUGGGCUCCAAGGGGCCAGGUGUGAAAGCCGAGUCUCAACUGAAAAAGCAGCUGCUUCACCCUCUCCCCGUGCUGGGAAGUGUCAGCCUCUCCGGGCUCCUCAGUUGCUUCGGGUUGAGUUUUCCUUCCCUGUUGGCCUGCUGGGGAGCAGCUCUGCAGCGAGGCCACAGAGGUGGCCUGUGCCUACGAUGCGGGUGGGUGGCCCAGGCUCCCCGCAGUGGCUCAGUGGCUGACCAGGUGCGCCCGCUGGCUGCUCUCUGGCAGGCGAGGGGCUUGUGAGCAGGCCGGGGUGCUGGGUCCUGGCCUCUGUGCCGCCUGACUUUUCCUGAAGGCCCCUCCUAGUCAGGAGCCACUGCUGCUUUUGCCCAGGCCUGCCGGGAGGCUCCACCCUGCUUGUGCUGUUGGUAAAGGCGGGCGGCCACCCUUCACCACAGAAGGCACUGGCAGAGGCUGGGGGACUCAGGCGUUCCUGCAGCUCUGACCCUGGGAGUGAUUUGGGUGGGCUUGCCUGGGCCCAUGGACCGGGACAGUGAGGGAAUGGGACCUUGGUAGCACUCAUGAAGCCUCACGGCGGUGCCUUUGGGUUCUAGAUGCCAGUUCUCCCUGUCACUGUUGAAUCCGAGGUCUGGUUUGAUGGGGGUGGGUGGGACACUGGGUGCAGUGUCCUGGCUCAUGAAGGCUGUGCAGGAGCCAGGUAGGGCCGAGCAGAAGAGGGGUGACAGCAGCCCCGUGUACCGAGCAUGCUUGGGGAGCGUGGCAGGGGGCUCUUGUGCUCCUGUGUUGCACCUCACAGUACCCUCUGGGGAGCCGAUUGGGUGGCUGUAAAUAGCCCCACUUGACAGAGGAGGAGCCAGCCACAGCCUUCCUGCCAGCACGUGGAGGAGCCGGGCUCUGAACCCCGACGCUGGUGCCAGGGCCCUGCAGGACGUGCCGCUUCCCACGGGCUUGCUAGGUGCCGCGGCCAGGUGGGACCUCUGCAUUGAUCAGGCUGUGGUCUUCAUCGAAGAUGCUAUUCAGUACCGCUCCAUCAACCACCGGGUGGAUGCCAGCUCGAUGUGGCUUUACCGACGGUAUUACUCGAACGUAUGCCAACGGACUUUGAGCUUCACCAUCUUCUUGAUCCUGUUUUUGGCUUUUAUCGAGACCCCAUCCUCACUCACCAGCACGGCGGACGUGCGCUACCGCGCUGCCCCCUGGGAGCCGCCCUGCGGCCUGACCGAGAGUGUGGAGGUGCUCUGCCUGCUGGUCUUUGCGGCCGACCUCUCUGUGAAGGGUUACCUGUUUGGGUGGGCCCAUUUCCAGAAAAACCUUUGGCUGCUGGGCUACCUCGUGGUGCUGGUGGUGUCUCUGGUGGACUGGACCGUGUCCCUGAGUCUCGUGUGUCAUGAGCCCCUGCGGAUCCGCCGGCUUCUCCGUCCUUUCUUCCUGCUGCAGAACUCCUCUAUGAUGAAGAAGACCUUGAAAUGCAUCCGCUGGUCGCUGCCGGAAAUGGCCAGCUGCUGCAGACUCCUGGGCGCUCCUGUCACCGAGCCCUGCAGGCAGGUCAGGUGUCCCUGCCUGCCCGUCGCCUGGCCCAGGCUGAGUGCCGUGCUCUCCCCCAGCGUCGGGCUGCUGCUGGCCAUCCACCUGUGCCUCUUCACCAUGUUCGGAAUGCUGCUGUUCGCCGGUGGGAAGCAGGAUGAUGGGCAGGACAGGGAGAGGCUGACCUACUUCCAGAACCUGCCUGAGUCUCUGACUUCCCUCCUGGUGCUGCUGACCACGGCCAACAACCCCGAUGUGAUGAUUCCUGCGUAUUCCAAGAACCGGGCCUAUGCCAUCUUCUUCAUAGUCUUCACUGUGAUAGGAAGCCUGUUUCUGAUGAACCUGCUGACAGCCAUCAUCUACAGUCAGUUCCGGGGCUACCUGAUGAAAUCUCUCCAGACCUCGCUGUUUCGGAGGCGGCUGGGAACCCGGGCUGCCUUUGAAGUCCUAUCCUCCAUGGUGGGGGAGGGAGGAGCCUUCCCUCAGGCAGUUGGGGUGAAGCCCCAGAACUUGCUGCAGGUGCUUCGGAAGGUCCAGCUGGACAGCUCCCACAAACAGGCCAUGAUGGAGAAGGUGCGUUCCUACGGCAGUGUUCUGCUCUCAGCUGAGGAGUUUCAGAAGCUCUUCAACGAGCUUGACAGAAGUGUGGUUAAAGAGCACCCGCCGAGGCCCGGGUACCAGUCUCCGUUUCUGCAGAGCGCCCAGUUCCUCUUUGGCCACUACUACUUUGACUACCUGGGGAACCUCAUCGCCCUGGCAAACCUGGUGACCAUUUGCGUGUUCCUGGUGCUGGAUGCAGAUGUGCUGCCUGCUGAGCGUGAUGACUUCAUCCUGGGGAUUCUCAACUGCGUCUUCAUUGUGUACUACCUGUUGGAGAUGCUGCUCAAGGUCUUUGCCCUGGGCCUGCGAGGGUACCUGUCCUACCCCAGCAACGUGUUUGACGGGCUCCUCACCAUUGUCCUGCUGGUUUUGGAGAUCUCAACUCUGGCUGUGUACCGAUUGCCACACCCAGGCUGGAGGCCGGAGAUGCUGGGCCUGCUGUCGCUGUGGGACAUGACCCGCAUGCUGAACAUGCUCAUCGUGUUCCGCUUCCUGCGUAUCAUCCCCAGCAUGAAGCCGAUGGCCGUGGUGGCCAGUACCGUCCUGGGCCUGGUGCAGAACAUGCGUGCGUUUGGCGGGAUCCUGGUGGUGGUCUACUACGUAUUUGCCAUCAUUGGGAUCAACUUGUUUAGAGGCGUCAUUGUGGCUCCUCCUGGAAACAGCAGCCUGGCCCCUGCCAAUGGCUCGGCGCCCUGUGGGAGCUUCGAGCAGCUGGAGUACUGGGCCAACAACUUCGAUGACUUUGCGGCUGCCCUGGUCACUCUGUGGAACUUGAUGGUGGUGAACAACUGGCAGGUGUUUCUGGAUGCGUAUCGGCGCUACUCGGGCCCGUGGUCCAAGAUCUAUUUUGUAUUGUGGUGGCUGGUGUCGUCUGUCAUCUGGGUCAACCUGUUUCUGGCCCUGAUUCUGGAGAACUUCCUUCACAAGUGGGACCCCCGCAGCCACCUGCAGCCACUUGCUGGGACCCCAGAGGCCACCUACCAGAUGACUGUGGAGCUCCUGUUCAGGGAUAUUCUGGAGGAGCCCGGGGAGGAUGAGCUCACAGAGAGGCUGAGCCAGCACCCGCACCUGUGGCUGUGCAGGUGACGUCCGGGCUGCCGUCCCAGCGGGGGCGGCAGGAGAGAGAGCCUGGCCUACACAGGUGCCCGUCAUGGAAGAGGCAGCCAUGCUGUGGCCAGCCAGGCAGGAAGAGACCUUUCCUCUGACGGACCACUAAGCUGGGGACAGGAACCAAGUCCUUUGUGUGUGGCCCAACAACCAUCUACAGAACAGCUGCUGGUGCUUCAGGGAGGCGCUGUGCCCUCCGCUUUCUUUUAUAGCUGCUUCAGUGAGAAUUCCCUCGUCGGCUCCACAGGGACCUUUCAGACAAAAAUGCAAGAAGCAGCGGCCUCCCCUGUCCCCUGCAGCUUCUGUGGUGCCUUUGCUGCCGGCGGCCCUUGGGUACCACAGGCCUGACCAGGGCCUCCACAGGUUAACCGUCAGACUUCCGGGGCAUUCAGGUGGGGAUGCUGGUGGUUUGACAUGGAGAGAACCUUGACUGUGUUUUAUUAUUUCAUGGCUUGUAUGAGUGUGACUGGGUGUGUUUCUUUAGGGGUCUGAUCGCCAGUUAUUUUCAUCAAUAAGUCUUGCAAAGAAUGGGAUUGACAUUCCUCACUUCAGCACAGUUCUAGUCCUGCUUCUCUGGAGUAGGGUUGUUGAAUAAGGUUGCUUGGGUUGUGCAUUGCACAAGGGCACAUGGCUGUGAGAUGUAUCCUGGCGGGGGGCUGUCUACCUGCAGUGAGGGGCACCUUUUCUGUUUUGCUCAAAGGCAUGUAUAAGCCAAUGGGUGACCUUAUUUUCUGUGUCCUCAGGUGUGUGGCAGGGGGCCUGGGGUGGGGAGGUGGGGCAAGCGAGCAGUGUGUGGAAAGCCUUGUUGUCACCUGAAGCACGCCAGGUCCAGAUUGACCAAUGGUUUUCUCACUUCAGGUGCCAACCCACGCCCCCUUUCUGCUGAGGUUUGGGUGCCAUCUAGUGGUGGGAUGGGACUUGGUUGACUACAUUUAAGGCUAGGUGGACCCAGCAACUCCAGAAACAACUCCGGGGACACCACUCCCCAUCACACUCCACACCGAGCUCAGCGGGACCAGGAAGGGAUGGGCCCUGCCAGGGUUGCCCCUGCACUGUGCAUUCUCGCCUGGGAGGCACAAGUUCUUUCAUCUGCUUUUCCUUCAGAGGUGCUGAGCCCACGCCAUAGCCCCUGUGGGAUGGUGGGGGAGGGGGCGACCCGAACAACAGUGCAGUCGGUAUCGAGAUUGGGGAGCGGAGCGAGUCCAAGGAGAAGGUCAUGAGUUUCUUUUUACUCGUGUCGAAUAAUAACGAUAAUAAUAUGGAAACCACCGCAAACUUGGAGAAAAGUUGUAAGUACAGUAAAGAGAAGCUUCCUUCUGA